AAAAAACAUCAAAGAAAUGGCAGAGAAUGGAAUUAAACACCAAGAGGUUGGCCACAAGAGUCUUUUGCAAAGUGAUGCUCUUUACCAGUACAUACUUGAAACCAGUGUAUACCCAAGAGAGCCAGAAUCCAUGAAAGAGCUCAGGGAGGUGACUGCUAAGCAUCCAUGGAAUUUAAUGACAACAUCAGCGGAUGAAGGGCAGUUCUUGAACAUGUUGUUGAAGUUGAUUAAUGCCAAAAAUACAAUGGAGAUCGGUGUUUACACUGGCUACUCCCUCCUUGCUACUGCCCUUGCUAUCCCCGAUGAUGGAAAGAUAUUGGCAAUGGACAUUAAUAGGGAAAAUUACGAAAUAGGAUUGCCCAUAAUCGAAAAGGCCGGUGUGGCUCACAAAAUUGAAUUUAGAGAAGGCCCUGCUUUGCCUGUUCUUGAUCAACUGGUUGAAGAUAAAAAGAAUCAUGGCACAUAUGAUUUCAUAUUUGUGGAUGCUGACAAGGACAACUACAUUAACUAUCACAAAAGGAUAAUAGAUUUGGUGAAAGUUGGUGGUUUGAUUGGGUACGACAACACCCUAUGGAAUGGUUCUGUGGUGGCUCCACCUGAUGCACCAAUGAGGAAAUACGUAAGGUAUUAUAGGGACUUUGUAUUGGAGCUUAACAAAGCCCUAGCUGUUGAUCCUAGGAUUGAGAUUUGCAUGCUUCCUGUUGGUGAUGGCAUUACCUUGUGCCGCCGCAUCAGCUGAUCAUUCCAUUAUUCUUUUGUUUCUUUUUAUUUCUAAUUAAAAAAAAAAACCUUUUCUUUCUUUGUUCUCUUUGGUUUAUAAUGUAAGGGAGGACUUCCUUUUGAGCUAUGAGUUUCAUAUUAUUCACUAUCUGUAAUGGUAAAACAUUGUAUCUCAAUGUAUUUCUCAUAAUUAAAAGUAAUAUUGAGCAUUAAUUGCAUUUUUUAUUUUA
Nicotiana attenuata is the source of this 950-nucleotide messenger RNA. Its product is annotated as caffeoyl-CoA O-methyltransferase 5. The coding region runs from base 17 to 739 and encodes 240 amino acids. The record is from RefSeq and is a predicted model, not a curated record. Gene Ontology annotation, molecular function: S-adenosylmethionine-dependent methyltransferase activity; O-methyltransferase activity. The transcript has 5 exons. NCBI's taxonomy places the organism in Eukaryota, Viridiplantae, Streptophyta, Magnoliopsida, Solanales, Solanaceae.